Branchiostoma floridae (Florida lancelet) is the source of this 2659-nucleotide messenger RNA. RefSeq names its product polycystic kidney disease 2-like 2 protein. Gene Ontology annotation, cellular component: membrane. Lineage: Eukaryota; Metazoa; Chordata; Leptocardii; Amphioxiformes; Branchiostomatidae. The transcript has 9 exons. Gene Ontology annotation, molecular function: calcium ion binding; calcium channel activity. The record is from RefSeq and is a predicted model, not a curated record. Bases 1 to 2562 code for a protein of 853 amino acids. Gene Ontology annotation, biological process: detection of mechanical stimulus.
AUGAUUGGUCUACAGAGCGCUGCGAUCAUCAUGCCCAUCAACCUGCUCAUCGUCUUCUUGUUUCGAAACUCUGGUUCUAAAUCGUCUAUAAAGGAAAAGACAAAGUCGAGAAAGGGAACGUCUGUCAAUAAGCCGGCCAUGUAUUUGCCUCAUAAGAAACAAAAUGACAGAGAAGCGGAAAAGAAACAAAAUGAGCUACGCACCCUGGGCAAUUACGAAUCUGAACCUACGUCAUUUUGGCGCCACAAAGAGAAUUCUACAGCCAAGAAAAAACAGCUUAUUUCGGAUUAUUCUGGAAAGCAUAUACACCGACGCCAUAUACAUCUGGACUUUGAUGACACAAUAGAAGAAAUCAACACCAGCAAUGGCACGGAUUCGAAGGACCCUGAGACAACACGAAACACCUCACUUCCUUGGUGGUCAGUGUACAUAGGUUGGCUGCUUGUCUGGUCAGUGAGCUUUGUGGCUGCGUUCUUCACCGUCUUGUACACUCUGAGUUUUGGCCGUGCGAAGGCGGAAGCGUGGGUCUUCACCUUUCUAACGUCAUUCCUCACUGACCUGUUCCUGAUACAACCCUUCAAGUUGAUGCUUGUGGCUGUGCUGUUUGCCCUGAUAGUAAAGAAACCUGUAGAAGAUGAAGACCCUCAGCCAGAGCCGCUGCAAAAGGACGAAGAAUAUCUAGAGGACAACAAAAAGGUGGUGACACAUGAUUCUAGACACUGGCGGACGGCAACCGGGUGGAUGCGUUAUUUGUGGACGGAGGAAGCCAAUACGCUAGAACACCACAAUAAAAUGAGUACAGAAACUGUCAACUCUGAGCUUCCGCUAGACGAAAUUGACCUGGCCGAACAACGAGCGGACAGUCUAGAAAGACGCAAGAGACGGAAACAAAUCCUGGAGGUCUUGACAUUUGGGUUGUUUGUGACUGUCAUCAUGUUGACGUCAUACGGCGAGAGAAGUCCCUUGGCUUUCUACGUCACCAAGAAUGUACAACGGCUUCUCUUAGAGAGCGGGGACAUUGAAUUCUCCGAGAUUAAGGAUAUUCCUUCUUUCUGGACUUGGAUGUCUACCGGGUUGAUCCCUGUCACCAAUGCAACCCAAUGGUACAACGGUAGAGGGCUCGGUUCCUUGGAGGCUGCGAUUAUGGAGGACAUGUUAACCUAUCCACUGGGCCAUGUACAGCUUCGGCAAGUGCGACUAAGCCCUGGAGAACAUUGCGAAGCACCCAAACGAAUAGCAAGCAUAAUAUCUCGUUGUAGAGCGGCGCACUCCUUUGCUGUUGCCGAUACACAAAACUAUACUGAAGGGUGGAACACAACAGCUGAGUUGAGAGUUCUCGCCAAUACGACGGAAUCGCCUGAGAACUCCUACUACUUGGAAACAGAAAAUCCAUGGAGCUACACGUUUGCCUCUGUAACUGAUGGUUUUCCAUACUUUGGAAAGCAGGGAACCUACUUGCCUGGUGGAUACGUUACUUCGUUGGGAAGCGCAAAGCAUACAAGUUUAUCUCGUGUUGAACACUUACAGCAACAGGAUUGGCUAGACGACAAGACUCGGGCAGUAUUCAUCGAACUCACUUUGUACAACCCGCACGUGAACUUGUUUUCCGUGGUUUCCAUGGCAGUGGAGUUCACCAAUCAGGGUGCGGCGUACAAAGGGUCAGAGGUCGUGACCUUGCGACUCGUCCAGCACGACGCCAUCUUGCUCCUUGUUCUUAGAGGAUGUUUGGCACUUUUUAUUCUUAUAUUUGCACUUCGGGAAGGGAAGACGCUUUUCUCGCGUCCUCUUGACUAUCUGACUGAGUUCUGGAGUUGGGUAGAGCUUCUCGUCAUCGCUGUAGGCUUCUCAGCUCUUGGCGUCUACUUCCACACACAGAGCAUCAUAGAUGAGGUGGCGGUACAGCGUACAGCCGGACACAACGCAACAUUUGGCGGGUAUAAGAGCGCAGUCGGCUGGUUCCAAGUCUACACCUACCUUUUGGGUCUCCUCAUCUGCUGCGCUACAUUAAAGUUCAUCCGUCUCCUACGCUUCAACGCUCACGUAUACGCAUUGUCUAUGACAAUGAGACGAUCCCUCAAGCCUGUAGCACAAUUCAUGCUUACCGUUGUGAUCCUCAUCAUGGCGUUUACACAGAUGGCAAACUUGAUUUUUGGUGUAAAACUCUUAGAGUACAAAAACAUAACUUCAAGUCUGCAAAGCCUUUUGUUUAUGAUGAUGGGCAGCUUUGACUUCGAGGCUUUGACUCAGGGACAUGAACUGUUAGGCCCAAUGAUAUUUUUCACUUAUCAGAGCAUGAUGCAGUUUUUCUUGCUUAGUAUGUUUAUGGCGAUCAUAAUGGACGUUUACAGCGAAGACACCCAAUCGACUCAUACGGAAGAGCUGAACUUCAACGCCUUUGUUAAGGAAUCUGCCUUAAGGGUGUUAGAGAAAGUCAAAGACAAAAAGUCUCCUAAUAUCAAUGUUGUAAAGAAUAUUUCAACAAGAGACAGAGGAACAUUAGAGGACAUGCUUACAAAAAUAGAUCGCAUGGUGGGAGACCUUGACACUGGUGUUUAUGAUUAACAUUUUACAUUUUGCAAAAGACAUUAAUGAACACAAAAUAUCACAGUGACUGUUUGUACCAACAUUUGGUUCUCUUGUUCUUUUCUUUUGGAUGUCA